AUGGCCAAUAAAACGGAUGCUCUACCUGUCGAGAUCCUCGGGCUCAUAUUCACUCUGAUCGCACUCACCGACCAGAUGUUGCUCUGCUUCCAUCAUUCUGGCCUCUGCUCCCAUCCCCGCGAGGAAAAGUAUCAGGGCUGGCUAUCUCUUACGCACCUCUGCCGCCGCUGGCGGCACAUCAUAAUCUCUUGUAAAACCAUAUGGGCUCAAAGCGUUGGCCGUCUGCCAUCCGCCACGGACAUCUUUAUCGCUCGUGCUUCUUCCACAACGCAACUUCACAUUCACGUCACGGGCAGGGAACAUGUCGCCAAGAUGUGCAACGUGCUUCUCCAGGAAUGUCAUCGGGUUACUUCCAUCACGGUCAAUGGAUGCUCCUCCCAAGAGAUCAAUAACAUCCUCGACAAGACCGACCGUAGCGUUCUAUUACGGGUGGAGACGGGUUAUGCGUUUGAGCUCAGAGACGUGGCCAUACCCUUACUUGGACAUCCCGAGUCAUCAUAUCGCUCAAAUACCAUCCGCCACAUCGUCAUCAGUCACCCGCCGACCCACUUUACUGGACAUGCACUCUUUCGCCUGCUGGACGAUUGUCCAAACCUCGUCACCCUGGAACUACGAAACGUGUUGACGCUCUCUAUCACCAAUUGGAAUACGCAGUCAAGUGCCGUUCGAAAAGCAAGACCCUCCCUUUUGCGACGAUUCAUCAUGAGCUACGGGGGAAAUGCACCAAAUAACGUCGCUGAGCUCCUCAUGGACCUCAAACUGCCUUCUUGGACGGAGAUCGUGAUUAAUGACCUGCCCGCCGUCCCCCUGGCCGUGACCCCUGUCAUUGAAUACCUGUCCAAAAGAAGUGAGGAUCAUUCCCGGUUACGAAUGACCUGGGUCAACAAAAGGCUCUCCGUUCAUGACGCCGACUCCCUUGAGGGAUCGCCCUCUAUUUUCUCAUUUGACAUGCCCCCCAAGAUCGAACACAUCAUGUUCUGGCGCAGCGAAAAGUUCAUCAAUUCCAUGUUCAGUCGCGUGACGCACUUNGUUCUGGCGCAGCGAAAAGUUCAUCAAUUCCAUGUUCAGUCGCGUGACGCACUUGACGACUGA
Messenger RNA from Peniophora sp. CBMAI 1063, 1092 nucleotides. Lineage: Eukaryota; Fungi; Basidiomycota; Agaricomycetes; Russulales; Peniophoraceae. The record is from the annotation of a GenBank genome assembly.